Molecule: messenger RNA, 1564 nt
Organism: Pteronotus mesoamericanus
Lineage: Eukaryota; Metazoa; Chordata; Mammalia; Chiroptera; Mormoopidae
Gene: CSDC2
Product: cold shock domain containing C2
Exons: 5
Coding region: 222-851 (209 amino acids)
Biological process (GO): regulation of mRNA stability
Cellular component (GO): cytoplasm
Molecular function (GO): mRNA 3'-UTR binding
Source: RefSeq, a predicted model, not a curated record
CGCACACGCACGCACGCACUCGCUCAUACACACAACACAUCCUUCAGACCCAUCCCCGGCGCCCAGCUCCAGGCGCCCAGGAGCAGCAGAGUGCUGACGCCGGCUCCCCGACCUCAGCUGCCAGGGGCUGAGAGGUUAUCUACACACUGUGCUGUUGACCUGGGAAUUCCUGUUGGUUCGCAUUGACAAUAGCAAUUUAUUGGGUAUCUACAAGAUGCCAGAUGCUGUCACACACUAAAUCAUUGAAUCCUCAACAACCUUGUGAGACGGAGCCUGUGGCUGGAGAGGCCUCCGAGCAGGGCCAGGCCGGGCCCUGCCCACACGGACGCCCUAGCCCGUCACCGGCCCCUGUGCCCGGGAGCCCACCAGGCUCUCCCGCGGGCCCCGCCAUGACUUCGGAGCCCACAUCGUCCCCGGUCGUGCCCCCACUCCACUCCCCAAAGUCUCCCGUCUGGCCCACCUUCCCCUUCCACCGGGAGGGCAGUAGGGUCUGGGAGAGGGGCAGCGUCUCAUCUCGGGACCUGCCCAGUCCCCUGCCCACCAAACGCACCAGGACGUAUUCAGCGACAGCCCGUGCCUCGGCUGGCCCCGUGUUCAAGGGCGUCUGCAAGCAGUUCUCCCGCUCACAAGGCCACGGCUUCAUCACCCCUGAGAACGGAUCUGAGGACAUCUUUGUGCACGUGUCAGACAUCGAAGGGGAGUACGUCCCCGUGGAGGGCGACGAGGUGACCUUCAAGAUGUGCCCCAUUCCGCCCAAGAACCAGAAGUUCCAGGCUGUGGAGGUGGUGCUCACGCAGCUGGCCCCCCACACCCCCCACGAGACGUGGUCCGGCCAGGUUGUGGGCUCCUAGGCUGGGCGGGGAGCCCCCAGGGUGGACAGGCGGCGCCGGCUCCCUGCCCCACUGCGCGGGUUGACUCCGUCCCCCGGGCGGCCUCAGUGUGCACGUCUGUCUGUCUGUGCGUAUGGCCGUGAGCGUGUGCCUCCAUCCAGCCCUGCGACCCUUGACUGUUAUGUGAGCUGGACCCAAGGAGGGGGCCACCAGACCUGCCCUCUCUGCUUGUCCACUCUCCCCGCUCCUCCCCUCCCUGCCACAUUGGCACAGGACCCCUCGCCCUCCUGCCCACCGGUCCCUGUGUCCACGGGGGCACCCCUGGGCCCUGCCCCUGCCCCUGCCUGGGGCCCUGGCCCGGGGGCUGGGUCUGCUCGUGCUGCUCGCACCUUCCCUGGGCUGGGGUCUCCCACAGUGGCCUGGACCCCACCCUCAGAAGCCAGACCAGCGAGCACUUCGGGGGCCUCCCAGCCUGUGGCAAGGAAGGAGGGCGGAAGGUGGAGGCAGGCCUGCCCACCUCGGCGCCGUGGCCUGGCCCCCCUCCCUCCCGCUCUCUCAGCACACACGGCGGGGUGGGGCGCAGGAAAGGGGCCCGAGGGCAAAGGCAGUUUGGGGCCCUUGUUUUGCUGGCUCAUCCCUUCUCAGCCAAGCAACGGCUCUGUGAACCCCAAACUGAGGUCUCAUCUUCUCCCCUGGGCCACACUGAGUCAGGCUGCCUGCACUUCCCCAGAGGC